AUGGGCACCAAAGAGGUUAACAGGCCGCGUAUCCCGCUAGCGUCGUGGCAAACGAAGAUCCUUGUGGUAAGCUUCACCUAUUUUGCGGGGCCAUGGUCAUCACUUGUGCGCCUCGAGACGGAUCACGAUGGUACCAUCAUCCAGCGACUGCGCUUCGCCAACAUUGACAAUGGUGUCACGAUCGACUUGACCAGCAUGAAGAGCGUUGAGCUGCGGGGCGAUGGCAGCGUUGCACGAGUUGGCGCAGGGGCAAGCUGGCUGGAUGUGUAUGCCUUCCUUGACCAGAGCAACAAGACGGUGGCUGGCGGUCGCAACGGCGCAGUGGGUGUAGGCGGCCUGACAGUCGGCGGUGGCAUCUCCUACUUCUCCCCACAAGUCGGCUUCACCUGCGACACGCUCGUCAAUGUCGAGGUGGUGCUGGGAAAUGGACAACUUGUCAACGCCAAUGCCACCAACAAUACCGACCUCUUCCGCGCGCUCAAAGGCGGGCUGAAUAAUUUUGGCAUCGUGACGCGUUACGACUUUUCCACGAUCGAAUACGACGGCAUCCUCGGUGGCACCGUGGGUAACGACAUAUCACAACGUGAUGCCGUCUUCGAUGCCUUCACCAACAUCGCCGCAGCACCGGACUACGAUGUCCACGCCUCCAUCGUGGUAGGCUUGGUGUACGCGGCGGGCAAAUGGUCUCUUUCCUCGACGCCAAUUUACACGCAGCCCGUCCUGCGCCCAUCCGUCUAUGACGAGCUCUUCUCCGUGCCGAAUAUCUCCGACAGCACGGCGAUCCAACGUCUGGGCACGUUCGCAAACGAGACGGGCCUGCCGCCACUGAACGGCCUGUUCUUGACGACCACGUUUGGCGCAGCUCCAGGCUUGCUGAGUUCCAUAUUUGACAUCCUCAACCAGACGCUCUCUUCGUCCAGUACAGUUCCAUCGUCGACGAUAUGGAGCUUCGCAUUCGAGCCCCUCCCCACGGUCUUCGUCGAGCAUGGUGCCGGCCGGAACGCACUCGGCACCAGCUCAGCAGACGGAAACAGCAUUGUUCUCCUGCUGAGCGCGUUUUGGCCCGGUGCAGCAGACAGUGAUGCUGUACAGGCGGUCGCAAAUAGUGCAUUUGCGGCAUUGAACGAGGAGGCAGAAAAGCAGGGGCAGGCGAAGUGGUUUGUCUAUGCAAAUUAUGCGGGUCAGAGCCAAUCGCCGUUCCAAAAUUAUGGUGAGGCGAAUGUCGAUUUCUUGCGGAAGACGGCGGGCAAGUACGAUCCACAGGGUGUGUUUCGGUAUAAUGUGCCUGGGGGAUUUAAGCUGUGA
Molecule: messenger RNA, 1305 nt
Organism: Diaporthe citri
Lineage: Eukaryota; Fungi; Ascomycota; Sordariomycetes; Diaporthales; Diaporthaceae
Exons: 4
Coding region: 1-1305 (434 amino acids)
Molecular function (GO): FAD binding
Source: RefSeq, a predicted model, not a curated record